AUGGAUUCUCUCACGUCCUAUCUUCCUCCAAUUGUCCAGGCGCAUCCUGCUGCUAGCUUGGCAAUUAUAGGAGCUAUAGCAUAUAUCACACAUGGACUUGGGUUGGUGAUCUACAGGCUGUAUUUCUCGCCUUUGGCGGGCUUCCCAGGCCCGAAGAUUGCGGCUGCUACCCAUUGGUAUGAAUUUUAUUACAACUUUUGGUUGCAAGGAAAAUACAUCUAUCAGAUUGAGAAGAUGCAUAAGAAAUAUGGGCCAAUUGUUCGGAUAAAUCCUGGCAUUCUGUGCAUCAAUGAUCCUGAUGCUUACGACGAGAUAUAUGUCUCUGAGGCCAAACGCAAGACAAAUAAUUACCAACCCUUCAGCCAGGGUUUGGGCUUCGAUGGAUCUCAUUUCUUGACCGAAGAACAUGAUCUCCACCGACGCAGGAGAAAGCCAUUAGAGCCAUUCUUCUCUCGUUCGGGUAUUCUCCGUCUUCAGCCUCUGUUGGCCGAGACAAUCGAGAAACUCGAUUCACGCUUUGCUCAAGCUACAGGCACUGGAACUGUGAUCCGUCUAGAUCAUGCCUUUUUUGCCAUGUCCGGUGAUGUGGUUGGCAAAUUGUGCUGGUCCGAAAAGGAGGACUUUUUGGAUGAGCCUAACUUUUCUCCUGGAUGGUACAAUCUCAUUCAUGGUAUCAUCAAAUCUAUCUAUCUUUUUCAGAUGUUCCCAUGGAUUGCGCAAGCUGCCAACAGCCUGCCUAAAUUCCUAAUUGCUCGAUUAUUACCCCAGGCUUUGGUCUUUGAUGAUUUUGACAGGAUGACCUUACGAAAUGUAGCUGUCGCAAAACAGGCCAAACUGGACAAGUCUGAGCGUGACCCCUUCAGACGAAAGUAUCCGUCUCUUUUCCACUGGAUUGUCAACAGUGAAAUGCCUGAAUCGGAGCUGGAUGACCAGCGUCUCGCUAAUGAGGCGCAGGUUAUCAUGUCAGCCGGUAGCACCAGUACUGCUCGCACAUUGAGCCAUAUUACAUGCCACAUCCUGUCUCGGCCGGAUAUUCGGAAACGACUCGGUGAAGAACUUGCUCAAACUAUGGCAGACUGGCCGGCAAAGAUUCCUACAUGGGUAGAGCUUGAGGAAUUGCCGUAUUUGCAGGCCUUGAUCAAAGAGGGUCUACGACACAGCUAUUCAGUAAUGCACCCUCUGCCACGAGUUUCACCAGACGCUCCUAUUGAAUAUAGGCAAUGGACCAUUCCUCCUGGUGUCGCUGUUGCCAUGUCACCUUACUUGAUGCACACCGAUACAUCGGUAUACUCCAAGCCGUUCGAAUUCAUGCCCGAACGUUGGUUAGAUGAAAACUUCAACCAGGAUAUGAUGCGCAACUUUGUUCCGUUUGCAAGAGGCUCCCGCAGAUGUCUCGGUCAAAACCUGGCGAUGGCAGAGCUCAGUCUUGCACUCGCGGUGUUUUUCAGACCUGGUGGUCCUCGUCUAGAGCUCUUUGAGAGUGAUACGUCUGACACAAAUCACGUCCAUGAUUAUGUGGUGCCAUUGCCGAGAUUGGAUACCAAGGGUAUUCGCGUCACGGUGAAUUAG
Molecule: messenger RNA, 1569 nt
Organism: Talaromyces marneffei
Lineage: Eukaryota; Fungi; Ascomycota; Eurotiomycetes; Eurotiales; Trichocomaceae
Exons: 8
Coding region: 1-1569 (522 amino acids)
Molecular function (GO): monooxygenase activity; oxidoreductase activity, acting on paired donors, with incorporation or reduction of molecular oxygen; iron ion binding
Source: RefSeq, a predicted model, not a curated record